GGCCCCCGACCCGACGUGCACCGGUUUACGCAGGCUGCGUUUGGCGGGAUCGCGGCUGGGCCGGUCCUGUCGUGUCGGAAUCGAGGGUUGGAAACGUCGACAUGAGCCUGUGGGUGGACAAGUACCGGCCGACGGCCCUCAGCAAGCUGGACUUCCACAAGGAGCAGGCCGGACAGCUCCGCAACCUGGUCCAAUAUGGAGAUUUCCCUCAUAUGCUCGUUUAUGGGCCUUCAGGCUCAGGAAAGAAGACUAGGGUAAUGUGUUUACUUCGUGAGCUUUAUGGCGCAGGAAUAGAGAAGCUAAGGAUUGAACAUCAAACAAUUACGACACCAUCGAAAAAGAAACUGGAAAUAAGCACAAUAGCAAGCAAUUAUCACCUUGAAGUUAAUGCGAGUGAUGCUGGGAACAGUGACCGAGUGGUUAUUCAAGAAUUAAUUAAGACAGUGGCACAGUCUCAACAACUUGAGACUAGUACACAGAGAGACUUCAAAGUGGUAUUACUGACAGAAGUUGACAGACUAACAAAGGAUGCCCAGCAUGCACUGAGACGGACAAUGGAAAAGUAUAUGUCCACGUGCAGAUUAAUUCUUUGCUGUAACUCUACUUCAAAAGUCAUUUCUCCUAUUCGUAGCCGAUGUCUUGCAGUACGCAUCCCUGCCCCCAGCAUCGAGGAAAUUUGUCAUGUGCUAAGUGGAGUCUGCAAGAAAGAAGGCCUCAUACUUCCUCAAGAGCUGGCUCGGAAUAUUGCUGAAAAAUCUGAUAGGAAUCUGAGGAAAGCACUGCUUAUGUGUGAAGCUUGCAGAGUUCAGCAAUAUCCAUUUUCAGCGGAUCAAGAUAUUCCUGAGACAGAUUGGGAAAUUUACCUCAGAGAAACCGCGAAUGCCAUUGUCAGCCAACAAACCCCACAAAGGCUGUUGGAAGUCCGUGGACGGUUAUAUGAGCUACUGACCCACUGCAUACCCCCGGAGAUAAUAAUGAAGGGUCUCUUGUUUGAGUUGUUAAACAACUGUGAUGGUUUACUAAAAGGGGAGGUUGCACAGAUGGCUGCCUAUUACGAACAUCGUCUGCAGCUUGGCAACAAGGCCAUCUAUCACCUGGAAGCUUUCGUAGCCAAAUUUAUGGCUAUUUAUAAACAAUUUAUGGAAGAUGGUUUGGAAGCUAUGAUGUUCUAAUAAACAUCUUGUUAUCGAAGAUGUUCUUUGACUUUGAAAGUGAAUAUAACAGGAUGGAUUUUGUAUGCUUUUAAAACCAAACCAAAACAUGUAGUAUACCUUAGAUUUACUCUGAAUUGCACAAAUGUUUUUGUCCCAAUAUACCCAUAUACAACCUGAUAAGGGUGGUGAAAAUAAUUACCUGAAUCCACAAUAAAUGGGAUUUUAAUGAAGA
Molecule: messenger RNA, 1386 nt
Organism: Leucoraja erinaceus (little skate)
Lineage: Eukaryota; Metazoa; Chordata; Chondrichthyes; Rajiformes; Rajidae
Gene: rfc3
Product: replication factor C (activator 1) 3
Exons: 9
Coding region: 102-1172 (356 amino acids)
Biological process (GO): DNA-templated DNA replication; DNA repair
Cellular component (GO): DNA replication factor C complex; nucleus
Molecular function (GO): DNA clamp loader activity; ATP hydrolysis activity; DNA binding
Source: RefSeq, a predicted model, not a curated record